Molecule: messenger RNA, 1641 nt
Organism: Ochotona princeps (American pika)
Lineage: Eukaryota; Metazoa; Chordata; Mammalia; Lagomorpha; Ochotonidae
Gene: TMEM26
Product: transmembrane protein 26
Exons: 6
Coding region: 406-1512 (368 amino acids)
Source: RefSeq, a predicted model, not a curated record
GUGCUCCCCCACGCUGACCUGGUUUGGCAGCACCUUGACCAUCGACCCAUCUGCAUCUUCUAUCCAACUCCUGUGCCCUAGGAUCAGAGAAGAGGCCAAGGAUGGACACUGGCCCCCAGCACUAACAAGGGGAUGGGCAGAGUCGGAGAAUAAUGCCCAAGAGCCUGGGGUUGAGCGGUUUCAGAUUCUCCGGAAAGCCGGAGCUGGAGUUGGAGACUCCCCUCUUUGAAGAGUUCUCAGGAAGUUUGGGGGAGGGGCGAUCCGCACUCUCCUUUUCCACCAGCCUUGUGCGCCCGCGGCUGUGAAGGGACCACAGCAGCUGCCAGGCUCGCGCUGUCACGUCUGUGCCCUCGGGCGGGCUCACGUUGCUAGAAGAGGGUCUGCCGGCAGAGCGCACGGGCCAGCAUGGAGGGACUGGUCUUCCUCAACGCCCUUGUCACAAGGCUGCUGUUCGUGCUACACUCGGUGGUCGGAGUCUGGAGAGUGACUGAGGUGAAGAAGGAGCCUCGGUACUGGCUGCUUGCGCUGCUCAACCUUUUGCUUCUCCUGGAGACUGUGCUCACCCUCAAGUUCAAGCGCGGCAGAGGCUACAAAUGGUUUUCUCCAGCCAUAUUUUUAUAUUUGAUUAGCAUUGUUCCAUCAUUGUGGCUUCUUGAAGUGCAUCAUGGAACUCAGCAUUGCCCUGUUCAAUCUGGAGAAAUGUCACAGAAUAGCAGCAGCAAAGAAGACUACAAUCAAACAUUGAUCUCCAGGAAGCAAAUCCACGGAGCCGAAGAUCUCAUUGAAUCGGCCAGAGUUUUUGUAACUAACCUAUCUGCAGUAUGUGAGAAGGCUUGGACUUUGGGACUCCAUCAGACAUUCCUACUACUGUUAAUUAUUGGAAGAUGGCUCCUCCCCAUUGGAGGAGAGAUCACUCGAGACCAACUCUCACAACUUCUCCUUAUGUUUGUGGGGACGGCUGCUGACAUCCUGGAAUUCACAAGUGAGACUCUUGACAUAGAAAGUGUGAGGACUAAGCCCUCACUAGUCUACGCCAUCCUUAUCUUAUGGACAUGGAGCAUGCUGCAGUUUCCACUUGACCUGGCAGUGCAGCAUUUAGCGUGCUCUUCAUCUGGGACAACCCGGGGAUUCACCAGCCUGUUCUUCUGCAAAUACAGCGCUGAUAUGUGGAAUAUUGGAAUCAGUGUCUUCAUCCAAGACGGUCCCUUCCUUGUCUUGCGCCUCAUCCUAAUGAUCUACUUCAAUGUGACCAACCAAAUGCUGGUGUUCUUUGCUGCGAAAAAUUUCCUCGUGGUGGUGCUGCAUCUCUACCGCCUGGUGGUGCUGGCCUUGGCAGCACGUGCUUCCUUGAAACAUCAGUCGGAAAGCUCCCCAGGAGAGCGCAGGUGCCAAGGCCAGCCCUCCGACAGCGGGCUCUCAUCAGGGGUUUGGCAGGGAGAGAUGAAGGAGGGCCUGGCUAUUCCAUUGCAGACCUUACCUGCCAGCUCUGUGGAGUCCCAUUCGACAACUUAGUUAUUGAGUGGAACAGCGCAGUAGCUAGGGCAUCUAGUUUUCUAGUUCUUCUCAGAGACAGGAUUUUCUUCCAUUUUCCCCUCCCUUCUUUGACAUAUGAUGAUUCUCAAAGGAACAGCCUUUUAAAAA